AUGGCGAAUAUACGGAUGAACCCGGCGCCUUUCAUUUUCCUGCUUUGCGUGUCGGACCUGGUUGCCGGACAGCUUCGCUACUCAGUUCCCGAGGAGCUGCAACAUGGGGUUUUUGUUGGUAAUGUCGCUGAGGAUUUAGCAGUCAACGUUCGCGAAUUAUCGGCUCGCAAGUUUCGGCUGGUGUCCGAUGAAGGGAAACAAUACAUGGAAGUAAAUCUGGAAAAUGGGAAUUUAUUUGUGAAUGAAAGAAUCGACCGAGAAGAGCUUUGUGGACAAAGUCCUGCCUGUUCCCUUUCUUUUCAAAUAGCGUUCGAUGAUCCUAUGGAAAUGCAUCGUGUCACAGUGGAGAUUUUGGAUGUCAAUGAUAAUUCGCCCACUUUUGAAAAGAGCGAAUUCUCCUUGCAGGUCAGCGAGUUAAUUGCACCAGGAGCGCGAUUUCCUCUCGAGAGCGCGCGUGAUCCGGAUGUUGGUGCAAACACAAUCAGCACUUAUCAGAUCAAUUCAAAUGUGUACUUCGGUAUCAAAGUUCAGACGAGAAGGGGUGGGAGCAAAAGUGCAGAGUUAAUUCUAGAGAAGGCCUUGAACCGUGAACAACAGCCAACCUUUCAUCUUGUUUUGACCGCUAUUGAUGGUGGGGUCCCUCAAAGAUCUGGCACAGCUCGGAUUAUCAUUACUGUCGUGGACGGGAACGAUAACGCCCCCGAAUUCGAUCGUGAGGUCUACAGCGCGACCAUAGCAGAAAAUGCCCCUCGAGACAUCUUGGUGAAGAAAAUCAACGCUGUUGAUUUGGACGAAGGUGCUAACGCAGAUCUGACAUAUUCUUUCACCAAUCACGUUUCACAAAGGAUUCGCGACUUGUUCAAGCUGGAUCCUGAAACCGGAGAGAUCAGAGUUCAAGGAGUACCAAAUUUUGAGGAAUCAAGUAUUUAUGAACUUGAUGUACAAGCAGUGGACAAUGGUGUACCGGGUUUGACAGGACAUGCAAAAGUUAUUGUCAGCUUAACUGACCUGAACGAUAACGCCCCUGAGAUAGAGGUAACGUCAGCAACUGGCAUGGUCCCCGAAAUUAAGCAGCCUGGAACUGUGAUUGCAACAAUAAGCGUAACCGAUUCAGAUUCAGGGAGUAAUGGGGAUGUUCAGUGUCAAGUUCUCGUAGGUGUUCCUUUCAAACUUCAAAAAUCUUUGAGGAACAAUUACAAAUUGGUUACCGAUGAGGUUUUGGAUCGUGAAAGAACCACAUCGUACAACAUAUCCAUUUCGGCCUGGGACGGCGGGUCGCCCACUUUGUCAACACGUAAAACCAUCUUGGUUUCUGUUUCUGAUAUAAAUGAUAACGCGCCGAGGUUCACACAAUCAUUAUAUAAUGUGUACCUAAUGGAGAACAACAAUCCUGGUGCUUCUAUUUUUGCUGUUAGCGCUAGCGAUUAUGAUUUAGACAAGAACGGUGAGGUGGUUUAUUCUAUUCUAGAUAAUCAGUUGCCAGGGGAACCUGGGUCUCGAUACGUCACGAUUAACUCUAAAAAUGGGAAUGUUUACGCGCUGAGUUCCUUCGACUAUGAGCAUAUAAAACAUUUCCAGAUCAACGUUCAAGCUCAGGAUGCUGGAUCUCCUUCCAUGAGCAACACUGCUGUGGUGCAUAUUAUUAUCUUGGACCAAAACGACAAUGUCCAGGUCAUUGUUUCACCUUUGACGUUUAACAAUUCAGCAUCCGUGGUUAUUAUCCCCCAGUCAGUAAUUCCAGGUUACUUGGUAACCAAGGUAAUCGCGACUGAUGCCGAUUCCGGUCAAAACGCAAGGCUUUGCUACCAACUGCUGGAGGCAGCUGAAGCCAGCUUGUUUACUGUGGGUCUUUCCUCCGGCGAAAUCAGAGCAUCCCGGGGUUUUAGAAACCAGGAUGUCAUCACAGACAGAAUCGUCGUAUGCGUGAAGGACAAUGGACAGCCAAGCCUCUCUAGUACGGCCACAAUCUUCUUUUCAAUCUUGUCCAAUAUUACUGAAAAAUCGUUUGAACCAACUAACGAACCAAAACAGUUGGAAUACCUUUUCGAUCUUAAUCGUUAUUUGCUCAUCAUUUUGUGAUCAACGUCCUUUCUGUUUCUUGUGACCAUAAUUUUUCUGGUUGUUCUGAAAUAUAAGCAAGACAGAAAUAUUGUUGAAGGCUACAACACUACAGCGUGCUGUUACAGAGGGAGGAAUUCAAAACAUGCUUUUAAUGGAAAACGUGCAGUAAACGAAACUUUAAAUUAUCUCGGACCUGGUCUGAAUGAAAGUUAUCGGUAUACCGUUUGUUUAUCUCCAGAAUCAUCCAAGAGCGAUUUUCUGUUUGUAAAGCCCUGUCACCCCACCUUGCCUUUCAAUGAAUUGCCUGUCCUUGAGACCAACCCAAAAGUCUUGGAUGCACAAUGCAUCCUCGACAAAUACCUCUGUAAGAAGUGUCAACGGCUGAAAAUGAUUGAGCUCCGGGUCUUGGAAGUCAAGCAGCGGCUGGAGUCACUAUGGUGCAUCCGUGGGGCAGAGAACUUUGUGUAUAACGCGUUUUGGGAGCUGGAGACACUGCAAACGGGGCCAAAAGAACUUCCUGAAUCUACGUUUCGGGCUCAGUCUCUCCUUCAAGAUACGGGAAUGGACUGUUAUGAACUUAUCAGUCCGAAAACAAACUAUCAAUUCCAUUUUCAAAGACAAGCAAUGCUUGAUGUUUAUCGAGAAUGUGAUGUCAACUUCUUUCUGAAUGUCACAGCGAUGGCGAAAACAGGCAGCAGCGGGGCGCUUUUCAUUUUCCAGCUUUGUGUGUCGGACCUGGUUUCUGGACAAAUUCGCUACUCGAUUCCUGAGGAACUGGAGCAUGGGGCCUUUGUGGGGAAUAUCGCUGAGGAUUUAGCAAUCAAAAUCAGAGAAUUGUCGUCUCGCAAAUUCCGGCUGGUUUCUGAUGACAGGAAACAAUACAUGGAGGUAAAUCAAGAAAACGGGAUUUUAUUUGUUAAUGAAAGAAUCGACCGAGAACUGAUCUGUAGACAAAACUCUCCGUGUUCACUUUCUUUUCAAGUAGCCCUUGAUAAUCCUUUGGAAAUGCAUCAUGUCGCAGUGGAAAUACUGGAUGUAAAUGACAAUUCACCCUCCUUUUCAAAGGAUGAAUUCUCCCUGCAGAUCGGUGAGUUAACUGCACCAGGAGCGCGCUUCCCUGUCGAGAGCGCGCACGAUCCGGAUGUCGGUACAAAUGCAAUCAGCACUUACCAAAUCAGUCCAAACGAUCACUUCGGCAUUAAAAUGCAGACAAGAAUAGAUGGAAGUAAAACUGCUGAGUUGUUAUUAGAGAAGUCUUUGGAUCGUGAGAAACAGUCUAGCUUUUAUAUUGUACUGACGGCGACUGACGGUGGGGUUCCGCACAGAUCUGGUACGGCGCAGAUUCUGAUUAUAGUAAUGGACGUCAAUGAUAACGCACCUGUAUUCGAUCAUGAAAUCUAUCGUGCGACUAUACCAGAAAACGCCCCUCAAGGUACCUUAGUAACGAAGAUCAAUGCUGUUGAUUUAGAUCAAGGCGUGAACGCUGAGUUAACAUAUUCUUUCACAAGCCACGUGUCCGAAAGAAUUGGCGAGCUGUUCAAAUUGGACCCAUUAACUGGAGAGGUCAGAGUUCAAGCUGUACUGGAUUUUGAAGAAUUAAAUGUUUAUGAACUUGAUGUGCGAGCAGUCGACAACGCUCCACCUAUUAUGACAGGACAUGCCAAAGUUAUGGUCGAUCUAAUCGAUAUGAAUGAUAACGCCCCUGUAAUCGAAGUGAGCUCGGUAUCCAGCAGAGUCCCUGAAGAUGCUGCUCCAGGGUCAGUAAUAGCUGCAAUCAGUGUCACGGAUUUAGAUUCUGGAGCAAAUGAGGUAAAUUGCCAAGUUCUCGGAGAUAUUCCAUUUAAACUUCAAAGGUUUUUGGCGAAUAACUAUAAAUUGGUAACACACGAUAUUCUGGAUCGCGAAACAGCCCCGCUGUACAGCAUAAAUAUUUCAGCCUGGGAUGGAGGGUCCCCCCCUCUUCAUACAAGCAAAAUUAUUUUGGUUUCGGUUUCAGAUAUAAAUGACAACGCACCACGCUUUACAGAAUCAUCAUAUAACGUUUAUUUGAUGGAGAACAAUAUCCCCGGCGGAUCUAUAUUUGCUGUUACCGCUUUGGAUUCAGAUCUGGAUCAGAAUGGCGAGGUCAUCUAUUCCAUUUUGGACAAUCAGACAGACGAAAUUCCGACGUCUGUUUACGUCACAAUUAACUCCAAAAAUGGGAACCUUUACGCGAUUCGCUCCUUUGACUAUGAAAAACUGAAGUAUUUCCAUGUCAAAAUUAAAGCUCACGAUGCUGGAUCUCCCCCGCUGAGCAGCACUGCCAUCGUCAAUGUCAUCAUCCUGGACCAAAAUGACAAUGCCCCGGUCAUUGUUUCACCUUUAACCUGGAACAGUUCAGCAUCAGUGGAGAUUGUGCCCCAAUCAGUUUAUCCAGGUUACUUGGUCACCAGGUUGAUCGCGACUGAUGCCGAUACCGGUCAGAACGCACGGCUUUCCUACCAACUGUUGAGGGCCACUGACCCUGAUCUAUUUACUGUGGGAUCCCUGACUGGAGAAGUACGAGCAACUCGACGAUUUAGAGACCAGGACAUCAUCACGGAACGAUUAAUCCUCCGUGUGAAGGACAAUGGACAGCCAAGACUCUCUACCACCGUCACAGUCUCAUUUUCAAUCGUCCAAAAUAUUACUGAAAUAUCUUCUAAACGAAGUAACGCACCAAGCCGGUCCGAAUAUUUCUCCGAUUUAAAUCGUUAUUUGAUCAUCCUUUUUGGUUCGACUUCAUUUUUGUUUCUCAUAACCAUAAUUUUCCUGAUCGCCUUGAAGCUUAAACAAAACAGAAAUACUACAGAAAACUACAAUUCUACAACUUGUUCCUACAGAAGAAGCAAUUCGAAUAAUGUUUUUAAUCAGAGACCUGCAACAAAGCAACCUUUAAAUUAUAGCGGGCCUGGUCAAACUGAAGGCUUUGGUUAUACUGUCUGUUUAUCACCAGAAUCAUCGAAAAGCGAUUUUCUGUUUCUAAAGCCCUGUCAUCCUACUUUGCCUUUCAGUGAAGUGAAUGUCCGGGAUACCAACGGGAUGAAUUACAAAGGAUCAGACCUUAGCUUCUGUACCAUCUACAAGAUGCACUGCGAGACAAGUAGGCACAAUCGGUUGGACAAAAUAUUGAUAUUUUACAGCAACAUCCAUCCGAGAACAAUGGCGGCAAGGAGCAGCGGGGCAUCUUUCGUUUUCCUGCUUUGUUUGUUGGAUCAGAUUUCGGGACAAAUUCGCUACUCGAUCCCCGAGGAGCAGGAGCAUGGGGCCUUUGUUGGGAAUGUCGCUGAGGAUUUGAGACUAAAUAUUUGGGAAUUAUCGGCCCGCAAGUUUCGUCUGGUCUCCGAUGAAAGGAAACAAUAUUUGGAGGUAAAUCUGGAGAACGGGGUGUUAUUUGUUAAUGAACGGAUAGACAGAGAGCAGAUUUGUAGACAGAGCUCUAUCUGCACCCUUUCUUUGCAAGUAGUGCUCGAUAAUCCUUUGGAAUUACACCCUGUUGCAGUAGAAAUAUUAGAUGUAAAUGAUAAUUCACCCAGAUUUCCGAACAGUGAAUUCUUCUUGCAAGUCGGCGAGUCAAUUUCAGCAGGUGCGCGCUUCCCUGUCGAGAGCGCGCACGACCCGGACGUCGGCACAAAUGCAAUCAGCACUUACCACAUCAGUCCAAAUGAACACUUUGGCCUCAGAGUUCAGACGCGAAAUGACGGGACUAAAAGUGCCGAAUUGUUACUGGAGAAGCCCUUGGACCGCGAAGAGCAGUCAAUGUUUCAUCUUGUCCUGACGGCUGUUGACGGCGGCGUUCCCCCGAGAUCUGGCACAAGCCGGAUUUCGAUCACUGUAGUGGACGCGAAUGAUAACGCACCUGUAUUCGAUCGUGAAACAUAUGAAUCCAGGGUAGCAGAAAACUCUCCCAAAGGGACGUUGGUAAUAAAAGUUCACGCUGCUGAUAUAGAUGAAGCUACCAAUGCUGAGCUGACCUAUUCUUUCACCAGCCACGUUUCCCAGAGCAUUCGCGAAUUGUUCAACUUGGACCCGGAAACUGGAGAUAUUACAGUUCAAGGUGUCCUGGACUUUGAAGAAUCGAGCGGUUUUGAACUUGAUGUAGAGGCUGUGGACAGUGCUCCGCCUGGUAUGGCGGGGCAUGCCAAAGUUUUGGUCAGCCUGAUAGAUAGGAAUGAUAAUGUCCCCAACUUAGAUGUAACAUUGGUGUCCAGCCCGGUGCAGGAAGAUGCUCCGCCGGGGACUGUGAUAGCCCUGAUCAGUGUUAUGGAUCCAGAUUCUGGCGAAUAUGGACACGUACAAUGUCACAUUUCAGGACAACUUCCGUUCAGACUUCAGAAAACCUUGAGAAACAGCUACAAGUUGGUUACCGAUGAUAUUUUGGAUCGUGAAACUGUCCAGAUUUACAACAUUUCUAUUUCAGCCUGGGACGGAGGGUCUCCCCCUCUUUCAACAAAUAAAACUCUUCUGCUUUCCGUUUCAGAUAUAAAUGACAACGCGCCUACAUUCACACAAUCCUCAUAUAACAUUUAUCUGAUGGAAAACAACACUCCCGGUGCUUCGAUAUUUGCUGUUACCGCUUUGGAUCCAGAUUUAGACCAGAACGGUGAAGUUCACUAUUCCAUUCUGGAGACUCAGAAAGAAAGGGGACAUGGGCCUGCUUAUGUCUCGAUCAAUUCCAAACAUGGAGACAUUUACGCGCUGCGCUCCUUUGACUAUGAACAACUGAAACAUUUCCAGAUUAAAGUUCAGGCUCAGGAUGUUGGGUCUCCCCCACUGAGCAGCACUCUCAUUGUCAAUGUUAUUAUCUUGGAUCAAAAUGACAAUGCACCUGUUGUUGUGUCACCUUUAAUGUGGAACGGUUCAGCAUCAGUAGAGAUUGUGCCACAGUCAACAUAUCCAGGAUACUUGGUCACCAAGGUAAUCGCAUCUGAUGUUGAUUCCGGUCAGAACUCACGGCUUUCCUAUCAAUUAUUGGAGGGCAAUGAUCUCAGCUUGUUUACCGUGAAGCUUCUCUCUGGGGAAAUCAGAGCAACACAGCGUUUAAGGGAGCAGGAUAUCAACACAGCAAGAUUGGUCGUGCUCGUGAAGGAUAAUGGGGAGCCAAGCCUCUCCACUACGGUCACGGUGUCAUUUACCAUUUUGUCGAAUGUUACAGAGAAUUCUUCUGAACGAACUGACGAACCCGGAGAGUCGAAGUAUUUUUCGCAGCUUAAUCGUUAUUUAAUCAUUAUAUUAGGAUCAACAUCAUUUUUGUUUCUUGUAACCAUAAUUUUUCUGGUUAUGCUGAAGUUUAUUCAAGACAGGGAUAUUGCUGAAGACCACAGCUCUACGGGCUGUUAUUACACAAGUCGAAAUUUGAAUGGCGCCUUUAAUCAGAGGUCUGCACCAAAGGAACCCUUUAAUUAUACCGAGUCUGCUCAGACUGAAGGUUAUCGUUAUACCGUGUGUUUAUCACCAGAGUCAUCGAAAAGUGAUUUUCUGUUUCUAAAGCCCUGUAAUCCUACCUUGCCUUUCAAUGACUUGGGUGUCCGGGACACCAACAGAAAAAUUUCAAUAUUUUGCUACACAAUCCAGCUCAGAACAAUGGCGUAUAUAUUGAUGAGCCGGGCGUCCUUCAUUUUCCUGCUCUGUGUGUCGGACCUGGUUUCGGAGCAGCUUCGCUACUCGAUUCCAGAGGAACUGGAACGUGGGGCCUUUGUUGGGAAUAUCGCCGAAGAUAUGAGGUUAAACGUUUGGGAAUUACCGACUCGCAAAUUUCGGCUGAUUUCAGAUGACGUGAAACAAUACAUGGAGGUAAAUCUGGGAAAUGGUUUCUUAAUUGUUAAUGAAAGAAUCGACAGGGAACAGGUUUGUACCAAAAGCUCUGCUUGUUCCCUUUCUUUCCAAAUCGCGCUCAGUGAUCCUUUGGAAAUGUACCCUGUCUCAGUAGAGAUACUAGAUGUAAAUGAUAAUUCACCCAGUUUUCCGAGGAAGGAAUUCUAUUUGCAGAUCAAUGAGUUAAUUGCGCCAGGGGCGCGCUUCCCUCUCGAGAGCGCGCGUGAUCCGGAUGUGGGAACAAACACAAUCAGCACUUACCAGAUCAGUCCAAAUGACCAUUUCGAUAUCAAAGUGCAGACAAAACGGGGUGGGAGUAAAAGUGCCGAGCUGUUAUUAAAGAAGUCCUUGGACCGUGAACAACAGUCACUGUUUACUCUUCUGCUGACGGCCAUAGACGGUGGGAUUCCGCACAGAUCUGGCACAGCUCAGCUUAUCAUUAAUGUAAUGGACGGAAAUGAUAACGCACCUAUAUUCGAUCAUGAAAUCUACAGGGCGACCGUGACAGAAAACGUCGCCAAUGGCACGCUCGUGAUAAAGAUUAAUGCUGCGGAUAUGGAUGUAGGUGAAAACGCUGAAGUAACAUAUUCUUUCACUAACCACGUUUCCCAAAGUUUUCGCGAUUUGUUCAAAUUGGACCCUGUAACUGGAGAGAUCAGAAUUCAGGGAGUACUGGAUUUUGAAGAAACAAAUGUUUAUGAACUUGACGUACAAGCAGUGGAGCAUGUUCCGCCUGGACUGGCAGCCCAUGCAACUGUUGUGGUCGAUGUCAUUGACACGAACGAUAAUUCCCCUGAGUUACAAGUAACCGUGGUGGCUAGUGCUGUGCGGGAAGAUGUUCCUCCGGGGACUGCAAUAGCUUUAAUCAGCGUAACGGACCCCGAUUCCGGUGAAUAUGGAGAAGUUCAGUGUCAAAUUCCAGGGAGUAUUCCGUUCAAGAUCGAAAAAUCUUUGAGGAACAACUAUAAGUUGGUCACCAAUGGUAUUCUGGAUCAUGAACUGACUCCACUGUACAACAUCUCCGUUUCUGCCUGGGACGGAGGGUCUCCUCCGCUUUCAACUAGUAAACUCAUCUUAGUUUCUGUAACUGAUAUCAAUGACAACACACCAAGUUUUACACAAUCCUCAUAUAACGUGUAUCUGAUGGAGAAUAAUACACCUGGUGCUUCUAUAUUUGCUGUUAGUGCAUUUGAUGCUGAUUCGAAUCAGAAUGGAGUCAUCUCUUAUUCCAUCCUUGACCACCAAAAGCAAGCUACGUCUUCUUCCCCUUACGUCUCAAUUAACUCCUAUAAUGGAAACAUUUAUGCGCUGCUCUCCUUUGACUAUGAACAAUUGAAACAUUUCCAAGUCAAAGUUCAAGCUUACGAUGCUGGGUCUCCUCCUCUGAGCAGCACUGCUAUUGUCAAUUUUGUUAUCCUGGAUCAAAAUGACAACACACCGGUUAUUGUUUCACCCUUAAUGUGGAACAGUUCGGCAUCAGUGGAGAUUAUGCCCCAGUCAACAUAUCCAGGAUACUUGGUCACUAAGGUAACUGCGACUGAUGAAGAUUCUGGUCAGAAUGCAAAGCUUUCCUACGAGCUAUUAGAAGUCACUGAUCCUAGUAUGUUUACCGUUGGGCUUCUUACCGGGGAAAUCAGAACAACACGAGCUUUUAGAGACCAAGAGAUCAUUACAACAAGUUUGGUCCUCUGUGUGAAGGACAAUGGACAGCCGAGCCUUUCCAGUACGGCCACUAUCUCCUUUAAAAUAAUGCCCAAUGCUACUGAGAAAUCUUUUGAACGAACUGAUGAACCCAGACGGUGGGAAUAUUUUUCAGAUUUAAACAGUUAUCUAAUUGUCAUUUUAGGAUCCACUUCCUUUUUGUUCCUCAUAACCAUAAUUUGUUUGGUUAUCCUGAAGUAUAGGCAAAGCAGAAACAUUACUGAAGACUACACCUCUACAAUUUGUUGUUACAGUCGUAGGAAUUCGAAUGAUGUUUUUAAUAGGAGACAAGCAGCAAAUGAACCUUUAAAUUAUAGCGGGUCUGUUCAAACUGAAGGCUACCGUUACACCGUGUGUUUAUCACCAGAAUCAUCGAAAAGUGACUUUCUGUUUUUAAAGCCCUGUCAUCCUACGUUGCCUUUCAAUGAUGUGAGUGUUCAUGACACCAACGCAAGAAAUUAAUUUAGACAGCAAAUGCGAUUCUUCGAGUGGCAGUUGGAUACCCUUAUCUAUAAGACAAUAAGCCAGCUGCACCGGGAUAACAGCGCCGUCAAUAGCGCACUGAAAAUUCGAAUUGGGAUUUCAGCAAUGGAAACAUUCAUCUGCUAUGUGAAUCUUGUGGAUUUUAGUCAGGGGACAUUUUCAAAGUUUGAAGAUAUAAAACAUGGAAGUAUUGUGAACUGUGAGGAGGGCAGCCUAGAACUUCAGAAGCACAUAGACAAAUUCGAAAACCAAGGCAGAGCAAUGGCGAAUACGCCGAGCUGCUCGGCGUCUUUCAUGUUUCUGCUCUGUAUAUCGGACCUGGUUUCGGGACAAAUUCGCUACUCGAUUCUCGAGGAGCAGGAGUAUGGGGCCUUUGUUGGGAAUAUCGCUGAGGAUUUAAGCCUAAACGUUCGGGAAUUAUCGGGCCGCAAUUUUCGACUGGUCUCCGACAGCAGUAAGCAAUACAUGGAGGUAAAUCUGGAAAAUGGAAUCUUAAUUGUUAAUGAAAGAAUCGACAGAGAGCAGCUUUGUAAGCAAAGCACUACCUGUUCCCUUUCGUUUCAAAUAACGCUGGAAAAUCCUUUGGAAAUGCGCCGCGUUGCAGUGGAAAUAUUAGAUAUAAAUGAUAAUGCACCCAGUUUUUCAAAGGACGAAUAUGCUUUACGGAUUAUUGAGGUAAUUGGGCCAGGGAUGCGUUUGCCUCUAGAGAGCGCACACGACCCGGACGUAGGCACAAAUACAAUCAGCACUUACCAGAUCAGCCCAAAUGAACACUUCGGUCUCAGAGUUCAAAGUAGAAAUGAUGGGACUAAAAGUACCGAACUGUUGUUAGAGAAACCGUUGGACCGUGAACAACAGUCAAUCUUUCAUCUUGUACUGACCGCUUUUGACGGUGGGAUUCCCCACAGAUCUGGUACUACUCGGAUUGUUGUUAAUAUUAUGGAUGCGAAUGAUAAUGCCCCGGUAUUUGAUCAAGAAACAUAUAGGGCCAUUGUUCAAGAAAACAACCGCAAAGGUGCGUUAGUGAUAAAGCUCAAUGCUGCUGAUUUGGAUGAAGGUACAAAUGCUGAGCUAAGAUAUUCUUUCACCAGUCAUGUUUCCCAAAAGUCUCGCGAGCUGUUCAAAUUGGACCCGAUAACCGGAGAGAUCAGAGCUGAAAGGAUAUUAGACUUUGAAGAAUCAAAUAUGUAUGAGCUUGAUGUAGAAGUUGUGGAUAAAGGUCCUUAUCCAAUGGCAGGAUAUGCCCAGGUUAUGGUCGGACUAAUUGACAUGAAUGACAACUCCCCUGAGAUUGAAGUGACAUCGAUAUCCAGUACAGUCCCUGAAGAUGCACACUCUGGGACCAUGAUAGCUACAAUCAGUGUAAGGGAUGCCGAUUCCAGUCAAAAUGGACAGAUUCAAUGUGAAGUUGAUAUGGAUAUGCCAUUUAAGCUUCAGAAGUCUUUCAGCAACAACUAUAAGUUGGUUACAAGUGGUGAUUUGGAUCGGGAAACGAUCCCGCUAUACAACAUAUCAAUCACCGCCCGGGACAGAGGAUCCCCUCCUCUUGCAACAAGUAAAAUCCUAAUGGUUUCAGUUUCUGAUGUAAAUGACAAUGCUCCAAGGUUUACACAAGCCUCGUGUAACGUGUUUGUGAUGGAGAACAAUGCGCCCGGUGCUUCUAUAUUUACCAUCACCGCUUCAGAUCCAGACCUGGAUCAGAAUGGAAAGGUGUCCUACUUUAUUUUGGAAAGACAGGUAACAUAUACAUUUGCACCUCCUUAUAUUACGAUUAACUCGAACAGUGGGAUCAUGAAUGCGCUGAUUUCAUUUGACUAUGAGCUGCUGAAGAAUUUUCAGAUCAUUGUUCAAGCUCAGGAUGCAGGAUCUUCCCCCUUGAGCAGCACUGCCACCGUGAAUGUUAUUAUCUUGGACCAAAAUGACAACGCUCCGAUUAUUGUUUCACCUUUAGCUUGGAACAGUUCUUCGGCCGUGGAAAUUCUGCGUCAAUCGAUAUAUCCAGAGUGCUUGAUCACCAAGGUAAUCGCAACUGAUGCAGAUUCUGGGCAGAACAUGCGGCUUUCCUUCCAAAUUCUGGAGGCCACUAACCCCAGCCUCUUCAGUGUGGGACUGCUCUCUGGAGAAAUCAGAGCAGUCCGACAUUUUAAGGAACAAGACUCCACCACACAAAGAGUGAUCGUAAUGGUGAAGGACAAUGGACAGCCCAGUCUCUCUAGCACGGCUACAAUCUUCUUUUCAAUCUUACACAAUACUACUGAAAAACUCUCCGUACAAAGUCACCAACCCAGAAGUCCUGAACAAUUUUCCGAUUUGAAUGCGUAUUUAAUCAUCGUGUUUGGCUCAACAUCCUUUAUAUUUCUUGCAAUCAUCAUUUUCCUAGUGAUACUGAAAUGCAAACAGGACAGGAAUACAUAUUAUUACAGCCCUACAAAUUGUUGUUGCUGCAGGCGGAGGAAUUCGAAUGACGCCUUUAAUCGGAGAGCUGUCCCCAGAGAACUUCUAAAUUAUCCUGUUGGAAGUCAGACGUUCCCCAUUUCUGAAACACAACAGUAUACUGUCUGUUUAUCUCCAGAAGCAUCCAAAAGUGACUUCUUGUUUUUAAAACCCUGCGAAGCAACUUUACCUCUCAACGAUUUGAAUGUUCGUGACAGUGGCGUGAGAAUAUGAAACAAAUAAACUUUUAUGCUGGAGAAAAUUGCUUAAACAUUUACUGUUGUAGAGAGUUGAUCUGUUGUUCGCGACAAUCAAAAUUCAUUUCUGCGCAUGAACACUCCAGAAAUGUAUAGUUAUUAAUAAUAAUGCCUGUUUGGGUUAUGCCAAUGUUUCGGAUGCCGCCUGUAGAGUAUGUCGUGUUAUUGUUCACAUAAAUAGCUGGCCUGGUACUCGUUAUAAUUCCUGUUUUGCCGAAGCUCAUAAACAUCUGGAAUCAACAAUUCCCCACUACUUAUAAAUGUAGCUGACCACAGUUCGAAAAGCUUUCUGUUCAAAAUCUAUGUUCCAAUAAAACUUCCGUUUUUAGAUUCGAA
Carcharodon carcharias (great white shark) is the source of this 13103-nucleotide messenger RNA. RefSeq lists its product as uncharacterized. Gene Ontology annotation, cellular component: plasma membrane. Gene Ontology annotation, biological process: homophilic cell-cell adhesion. NCBI's taxonomy places the organism in Eukaryota, Metazoa, Chordata, Chondrichthyes, Lamniformes, Lamnidae. The record is from RefSeq and is a predicted model, not a curated record. Gene Ontology annotation, molecular function: calcium ion binding.